Messenger RNA from Sorex fumeus (smoky shrew), 2002 nucleotides. RefSeq names its product RNA binding motif protein 22 (gene RBM22). Gene Ontology annotation, cellular component: U2-type catalytic step 1 spliceosome; Prp19 complex; U2-type catalytic step 2 spliceosome. Gene Ontology annotation, molecular function: U6 snRNA binding; pre-mRNA binding; metal ion binding. The transcript is spliced from 11 exons. The record is from RefSeq and is a predicted model, not a curated record. NCBI's taxonomy places the organism in Eukaryota, Metazoa, Chordata, Mammalia, Eulipotyphla, Soricidae. The coding region runs from base 68 to 1327 and encodes 419 amino acids.
GCCUGACGGGAUUGUGGCGGUGUCCGUCCCGACUCGGAAGCCGCCGCCGCCUCCGGACGCGCUCAAGAUGGCGACCUCGCUGGGUUCCAACACGUACAACAGGCAGAACUGGGAGGACGCGGACUUCCCGAUUCUGUGCCAGACGUGUCUUGGAGAAAACCCGUAUAUCCGGAUGACCAAAGAGAAGUAUGGAAAGGAAUGCAAAAUCUGUGCCAGACCCUUCACAGUAUUUCGCUGGUGUCCUGGAGUUCGUAUGCGUUUCAAGAAGACCGAAGUGUGCCAGACCUGCAGCAAACUGAAGAAUGUCUGCCAAACCUGCCUGUUGGACCUGGAGUAUGGCCUGCCCAUCCAGGUUCGUGAUGCAGGGCUGUCGUUUAAGGAUGAUAUGCCCAAGUCUGAUGUCAACAAAGAGUACUACACGCAGAAUAUGGAGAGAGAGAUUUCUAACUCAGAUGGAACACGGCCCGUCGGCAUGCUCGGGAAAGCCACUUCCACCAGUGAUAUGCUUCUCAAGCUGGCGCGGACCACACCUUACUAUAAAAGAAAUCGACCCCAUAUUUGCUCCUUCUGGGUAAAAGGAGAGUGUAAGAGAGGAGAGGAGUGUCCAUACAGACAUGAGAAGCCUACAGAUCCAGAUGACCCCCUUGCUGAUCAGAAUAUUAAAGACCGGUACUAUGGGAUCAAUGACCCUGUGGCAGACAAACUUUUAAAGCGGGCAUCAACAAUGCCCCGUCUGGACCCGCCAGAGGAUAAGACUAUCACCACACUCUAUGUUGGUGGUCUGGGGGACACCAUUACCGAAACAGAUCUAAGGAAUCAUUUCUAUCAGUUUGGAGAGAUCCGGACGAUUACUGUUGUCCAAAGACAGCAGUGUGCUUUCAUCCAGUUUGCCACAAGGCAGGCUGCAGAAGUCGCUGCUGAGAAGUCCUUUAAUAAGCUGAUUGUCAAUGGCCGAAGGCUCAAUGUGAAAUGGGGAAGGUCCCAAGCAGCUAGGGGGAAAGAAAAGGAGAAGGAUGGAACCACAGAGUCUGGGAUCAAGCUCGAGCCUGUCCCGGGACUGCCUGGAGCACUUCCUCCUCCUCCUGCAGAAGAAGAAUCCUCUGCCAACUACUUCAACCUGCCCCCAAGUGGUCCUCCAGCGGUGGUGAACAUUGCCCUGCCACCACCCCCUGGUAUUGCCCCUCCCCCACCCCCAGGUUUUGGACCACACAUGUUCCAUCCAAUGGGACCACCCCCUCCUUUCAUGAGGGCUCCAGGACCAAUCCAUUAUCCUUCUCAGGACCCUCAGAGGAUGGGAGCUCAUGCCGGGAAACACAGCAGCCCCUAGCGCAUUCUCCCCACUCUGAGGCUCUGCCGAAAAGAAGGCGCAUGAAAAUCCCAGUAUAUGAACCUUGGAAUAAAUUUAUUUUUCCUUUCUUUGUAGUUUCCAUGGUAGCUGAAUAUGUUCAGAUGUGGGCAGUUGGACAGUCGUGCUUUCCUCCAUGUAUUCAGAGGAUUGAUGGGCUGCAGAUAAGCUGCCGUCAGCACAUCUGGUUUCUGCUAGAACAUUACUAAUAGACCUAAUGUCACUUCCCCUCAUCUCCAUGGGGAACAGGAACUGCAAAUCGGAAAGUCCUACUCUGAGUUACCAUCCCAAUGGAACAUUUGUUUUGUAUCUUUGCAGGGUAUGGGGGGAGAAAAUUGACCUGUGGUUAAAAAAUAUCCUAAAAAAAAUUUUUUUGAUCAUUUUUAUAUCCACUGGGUAUUUUCCUUUUUAUCAUCUAAAAAUGUAUCAUCUAAAACAAAGAUUUCUCGUACUAAUCAUUGUAGUGACCUGAGUGUGAUUUAACACUUCUGAAGUCACACCUCAGAAAGGCAAGUCGGAACCAGCACCCAGCAUAAUCCAGGUCUUUCCUUUCCUCUCUUUUCCUCAUUUAUGGCUAAAGGAAUUGCUGAUAAUUUUACUUCUACGCUACCAAAAAGAGAGAAAAACUAAAGUUCUUAUACCUAUCAAUUGGAUGGA